AUGGAAAUAGAGGUGGCAAGUGGCGGCGGAGGCGAUGGAGGUGCAAAUUCUAGCAGCACUGGUGAUGAUAUUGAGAAGGGACUAGGGCGGAGCUUACUUGGUUUGGGAAGAUUUAACGGUGCCAAGAAAUUGCUACAUGGACUCAACGGUUAUGCUGAGCCUGGAAGAAUCAUGGCUGUUAUGGGUCCUUCUGGCUCUGGCAAAUCCACUCUUCUUGAUUCUUUAGCAGCGGCGGAGGAAAUGGAGGAAUCGGCGGAGGAGGCAACAACGGCGGCGGCGGAGGUGGAGAUGAGAAUGGAAAUAAUUGGAAUGAUGAUAGUAACAAGAAAAAGAAUAGAGAUGAAGCUCUAA
This is a messenger RNA of Fraxinus pennsylvanica, 351 nucleotides long. The record is from the annotation of a GenBank genome assembly. Lineage: Eukaryota; Viridiplantae; Streptophyta; Magnoliopsida; Lamiales; Oleaceae.